Molecule: messenger RNA, 1389 nt
Organism: Hemibagrus wyckioides
Lineage: Eukaryota; Metazoa; Chordata; Actinopteri; Siluriformes; Bagridae
Gene: pdcl3
Product: phosducin-like 3
Exons: 7
Coding region: 136-849 (237 amino acids)
Biological process (GO): protein folding; angiogenesis; positive regulation of gene expression
Cellular component (GO): cytoplasm
Source: RefSeq, a predicted model, not a curated record
UAUUGUCCGUGCAGCAACACACGGUGCGCGUGUGGCCGUUAUUCUCGCGCAGUAUUAUUAAAUCGGACUGAAAUAAGCGGAGCUCUUUCGAUUUCCGUGUUGAGGAAACAGCAACAGGAGCGCAGCCGUGAAAACAUGCAGGACCCAAAUGAAGACACAGAGUGGAAUGACAUUCUCAGGAAGAAGGGCAUCCUUCCUCCUAAAGAGACCCCAAAGGAGGAUGAGGAAGAGGAGCAGAUCAUUCAGCAACAGUCAGUUGUAAAAACCUAUGAGAACAUGACACUGCAGGAGCUGGAGGAGAACGAGGAUGAGUUCAGCGAGGAGGACGAAAUUGCCAUUGAGAUGUACAGGCAGCAGAGGCUUGCUGAGUGGAAAGCAAAGCAGCUGCGGAACGUAUUCGGCGAAGUGAAAGAGAUUUCAGGUCAAGACUACAUUCAGGAAGUGAACAAGGCCGGAGACGGAAUCUGGGUGGUGUUGCAUCUCUAUAAACAAGGCAUCCCCUUGUGCACGCUGAUCAAUCAGCACCUGUCCUCGUUGGCACGGAAGUUUCCAGACACUAAGUUCCUGAAGUCAAUCUCCACAACGUGCAUUGCUAAUUAUCCGGACAGAAAUCUGCCUACCAUCUUUGUUUAUCACGAAGGAGAGAUGAAGGCGCAGUUCAUCGGGCCACUUGUGUUCGGAGGAAUGAACCUUAAGUGCGAUGAGCUGGAAUGGCGUUUGGCUGAAUCUGGUGCAGUGAAAACAGACUUGGAGGAAAAUCCAAAGAAACAGAUCCAGGACCAGUUAAUUUCAUCUAUCCGCUGCUCAGCACCGACCCGCAAAGACAGCGAUGAAUCUGAUGAUGACUGAUUUGGUGUAGGGUUUUUAAAAAAAAAAUUUCAGUUCUCAAGACUUUUCUGUUUUCAGGUUUGGAUGGUUAAAGCAUCUGCAAGUCUGCAUUCCAAUACUGUUUUUAACGAACAUGUGCUGACUUCCCAUUCGUAACUCUAACGUGCAUGUCGUGUGUGUGUUGUUUGUGUGUGUGGGGCACACUUUUAGCCCACACAGAGGUGUGCGUGUAUAUGUAUCAGAGCUGAAAGACCUUGUGUAAACUUCUCUUGUCUAAAUCCUCUUCUAAAGUUCCCUCAAACUGGCACAGUGAUGGAACUGUGGCCUGGAUUCAUCCGAGGGUGCGUGUAAUCUGCACAUUAAAAACAAGACUGGAACUCAUGGCUGAUUAUUUUUGAACCUCUUCAUCAUAAUAAAGGGAUCUGCUCCCUUCAAACUGCAGUGAUGCCAAACAACACAUUUGGAUUUUUAAACAGUCAUUUUAUAAGCAAUAAACAUUAUUUAUGUCAAUUUUUUUGUGUUCCUGUUGGCCAUCAUCAUAAAAACGAAAUCUAAAUUAUA